Vavraia culicis subsp. floridensis is the source of this 642-nucleotide messenger RNA. RefSeq lists its product as uncharacterized. The transcript has a single exon. Lineage: Eukaryota; Fungi; Microsporidia; Pleistophoridae. The record is from RefSeq and is a predicted model, not a curated record. Bases 1 to 642 code for a protein of 213 amino acids.
AUGUAUUUUAAAUUAUACUCAAUAAUAUAUUUUAAAUUAUAUUCUAUUAAUAUAUUUUAUUCCUCACUUCUAUGUAUAUUUUAUUCCUCACUUCUAUGUAUAUUUUAUUCCUCAUUUCUAUUCCUCACUUCUAUUCCUCACUUUACCAUCCUUUACCCCCCCCUCACUUUACCAUCCUUUACCCCCCCCUCACUUUACCAUCUUUACCCCCCCCCCUCCACUUUACCAUCCUUUACCCCUCCUCACAAAUACCACAUCCCAUCCUUAUCAAUCCAACCUAAUUCCAUCCUUAAACCUAUCCCCUCGAAUCGUUCCUAUCACCUGCAAUCAAUCAUCUAUUUCUGUAUCUUUCCUUAUAAAUGCUUAUUAAUAUCAUUAUUAACUACCAUAACAAUAACAUUCAUUAAUUUAUCACUUGUACACGAUUGCCCGCUUCUUUCAUUAAUUUUUACUUUUUUUAAACAAUGUCAAUCAAUCAAAGCUAUCAAAAUGACAUUACUACAAAAAGGAAAUGUUAUAGAAAAGCAUGUGCAUACAUGCCAUGCACAUACGCACGGCAUGUGCUACGGGCUGAGUGCACUUAUCGGAACACGAAUUUCCUUUUUUUAUCAACGCGCUGAACAAAAAAUCAAAUUUACUUAA